Molecule: messenger RNA, 840 nt
Organism: Mucor mucedo
Lineage: Eukaryota; Fungi; Mucoromycota; Mucoromycetes; Mucorales; Mucoraceae
Exons: 2
Coding region: 1-840 (279 amino acids)
Molecular function (GO): arylformamidase activity
Source: RefSeq, a predicted model, not a curated record
AUGUCUUUACCUACCUUUGACCAAUUGCCUAUCAACCCUGAAUAUCCUCCUCAAACUGCUUGGGGAGUAUGGGGCAAAGAAGAUAAUCUCGGGACACUCAAUUUAUUAAAUGAAGAGAGAGUAGCCAAUGCAGCCAAAUGUAUUAAGCGAGGUGCUGUAUUCUCCCUUAACUGGAAAUUAGAAUCUCCCAACCCAGCACUUUUUGGAAGAUCCCACGUUGAGCAUACUUAUAAUGCAAUUAUCCCUAAUAAUUUAGGUUUUGAUGAUUGUUACCAUAACUUUAAUACUCAAUCUUCAACACAAUGGGACGGCCUUCGUCAUUUCGCUCACCUUGGUUCCGGCCAAUUUUAUAACGGUGUCAAGUCUUCGGAAAUUGUCAAGGGCAAUGAUGAAACCAAUAAUCGUUUGGGUAUCCAUCAUAUGGCACGUCGUGGUAUUGCUGGUCGGGCUGUCUUAUUGGAUUACGCUCGUUGGGCUCGUCAACAUGUUUCUGACUUUGACCCCUUUGUGCGAUCUGAAAUUACUGUCCAAGUCUUGGACCAAAUCGCAGAGGCACAAGGCGUGGUGUUCCAAGAUGGUGAUAUCUUAUUAAUCCAUACGGGAUGGUUAGAGACCUACGAACGUCAUGGCGAUAAAGUAAAAGAUCUCAUCAAGGACCUUGAAAAUCCAUCUUGUGUUGGUGUCAAGGCAUGUGAAGAUACAUUUAGAUGGUUUUGGGAUCAUCAUUUCGCUGCUGUUGCCUCUGAUAACUUUUCUUUCGAAGCAUGUCCUUUGUUGGAUUAUGUGAAAUCUUGCCGUAAGAACUUUUCUCUUUUUUGGUUUUUUUUUUAUACGUGCUAA